Balaenoptera musculus (blue whale) is the source of this 1353-nucleotide messenger RNA. It is a transcript of the gene HRH3, whose product is annotated as histamine receptor H3. NCBI's taxonomy places the organism in Eukaryota, Metazoa, Chordata, Mammalia, Artiodactyla, Balaenopteridae. Gene Ontology annotation, biological process: adenylate cyclase-activating adrenergic receptor signaling pathway. Gene Ontology annotation, cellular component: membrane. Gene Ontology annotation, molecular function: histamine receptor activity. The coding region runs from base 1 to 1353 and encodes 450 amino acids. The transcript has 3 exons. The record is from RefSeq and is a predicted model, not a curated record.
AUGGAGCGCUCCCCGCCCGACGGACCGCUGAACGCGUCGGGGGCGCUGGCAAGCGAGGCGGCGGCGGCGGGCGGAGCGCGCGGCUUCUCCGCCGCCUGGACCGCGGUGCUGGCGGCGCUCAUGGCGCUGCUCAUCGUGGCCACGGUGCUGGGCAACGCGCUGGUCAUGCUCGCCUUCGUGGCCGAUUCGAGCCUCCGCACACAGAACAACUUCUUUCUGCUCAACCUCGCCAUCUCCGACUUCCUCGUGGGGGCCUUCUGCAUCCCCCUGUACGUGCCCUACGUGCUGACUGGCCGCUGGCCCUUUGGCCGGGGCCUCUGCAAGCUGUGGCUCGUGGCGGACUACCUGCUCUGCGCCUCCUCUGUCUUCAGUAUCGUGCUCAUCAGCUAUGACCGCUUCCUGUCGGUCACCCGAGCCGUCUCCUACCGGGCCCAGCAGGGCGACACGCGGCGGGCAGUGAGGAAGAUGGUGCUGGUGUGGGUGCUGGCCUUCCUGCUCUACGGACCCGCCAUCCUCAGCUGGGAGUCCCUGUCGGGGGGCAGCUCCAUCCCCGAGGGCCACUGCUACGCCGAGUUCUUCUACAACUGGUACUUCCUCAUCACGGCCUCCACCCUCGAGUUCUUCACGCCCUUCCUCAGCGUCACCUUCUUCAACCUCAGCAUCUACCUGAACAUCCAGAGACGCACCCGUGUCCGGCUGGAUGGGGCAUGCGAGGCGGCUGCCUCGGAGCUUUCCCCCGAGGCCCGGCCCUCCCCGCCGCCGGCUGCCCCCAGCUGCUGGGAUUGCUGGCAGAAGGGGUGUGGGGAGGCCGUGCCGCUGCACAGGCGUGGGGUGCGGGGCGGCGAGGCAGCCCCAGGCACGGGGGCCGAGGCUGGGGAUGCAGCCCUCGGGGGUGGCAGCGGUGGAGGUGCCGCGACCUCGCCCACCUCCAGCUCUGGCAGCUCCUUGAGGGGCACCGAGCGGCCGCGCUCACUCAAGCGGGGCUCCAAGCCAUCCACAUCCUCGGCGUCCCUGGAGAAGCGCAUGAAGAUGGUGUCCCAGAGCAUCACCCAGCGCUUCCGGCUGUCGCGGGACAAGAAGGUGGCCAAGUCGCUGGCCAUCAUCGUGAGCAUCUUUGGGCUCUGCUGGGCCCCAUACACACUCCUGAUGAUCAUCCGGGCCGCCUGCCACGGCCCCUGCGUCCCCGACUACUGGUACGAGACGUCCUUCUGGCUGCUGUGGGCCAACUCGGCCGUCAACCCUGUCCUCUACCCGCUGUGCCACUACAGCUUCCGCCGGGCCUUUACCAAGCUGCUCUGCCCGCAGAAGCUCAAGAUGCAGCCCCCCAGCUCCCUGGAGCACUGCUGGAAGUGA